UAGCAACGACGACAACGACAAUUUGACAACACAUAAAUGCGUUAGGGGAAGUAACUGGAACAAAACAAUUGAAGUUAGUCGCUGUAGCUAUCGAUGACGUUGAAAUGGGCUACAAAGGCAACUUUCCACAGAUUAUGCGCGAGGCAGGCUUCAAGCUGCGGCAGUAUCGAGAUGGGCCAUUGGACUGGCGACUCAUGGGCGCCUAUGAAACGGAUCGGAUACUGCGGGAACAAAACUUUGAAAUGGUGGACGACGCACUGCAGCAUUUAUCCGAAGCGCCGCUGGGCACAGCGCUGGAGACGCACAUACUGGACAGUGGCAUAGCCAAGUACUUUAUAAUGUCGCAAUAUGCCAUACAAUAUCUGCUCUACUGUCGCACAUAUCUGGACGAAAACGUCGGCGAGUUGCGCGAGGCACAUGCUACAGCCCAGCAGGAGAUUGCCAAGCUGCGUCAAUCACUCGGCGAGUCCAACAAUGAAGUUAUCCAGCUGCACAAGAAGAUCACGCAAAUCGAGGCUAUACGAGAAGUCGUCUUCCCCUGUCACUUGUGCACCAAGAACUUCAUCAGCAAUGACGCACUCAAUGUGCACAUCGGCAGGAAGCAUCGUGUGGGUACUCCGACCACCAACUUGCCAGGUGGCAGCGGCUCCAAGGAUAAAGAUAACGAUGUCCAACUGAUAAACACCAUUAAAAUGGAACUGGAGAUCAAGCAGCUCAAAGAGCGACUAAAUGCCGCCGAACGCAAUAUUAAAGAGCGCAGCACCAGCUCCAGACAUCAUGCUAGCCCACGCCAGGAUCAGUCCACAGGCACCACACAAGUGCGCACUGUGGGCAUACAGAGUAAUCUGGCGGAAUACAAAGAGAAGGAUGAGCACAGCAGCGAGGCGAUUGGCAGCGAAGCAAGCGAACGCAAGGAACAGCUUCAUGGACUCGCCGAGCGUCUCAGCAACUUUGAAGUGUGGCAGACGCAGUUGAAGCAGAGUAACGAUCAAUUCAUCCAGGACAUCAAUCACAAGCUGGAGGAUCUAAGUCAUGCUCUGGAGCAGACAAAACUGCGCGCCGAAUCGAAAAUAACAACUGUGGCAGCAGCAACAACCGAAGAUCGUGUUGCUACGCCUUGUCUGGAGGAUUUGGAGCGCAUACUCAGCGAGAAGGUAGCCGAGAUUGGGAAAGUAAGUGCCAAUAAACUGGAAGAAGUAGUUUAUCAGUUGGAAAUGGGUUACAAGGAGAAAUUAGAGGCAUUGGAGCGUGAGUUGAAACGACUCACCGAGCACAAGGAAUCUAAUGUCAUCACACAAAGUGUAUCCAAAAUACCCAAGCCGCUGCCCAAGAAGGAGGAAACCAACUUGGAACGCAUUAAACGGCAGGUGGAAACGGAAUUUCUGAAAACUAAGCACGACGACGACACGUAUUCCAUAGAGGAGCUGCCAGCAGAGCCAAAGCGAGAGCCAGAGCAACAGCAGCAGUCUGCGCAAAAGCAAUUGGUGACACAAGUCCAAGAGCUUCCCAGUCGCAGCAGUUCAGGGAGUCAUCCAACGUUCACAAAGCCCGCAGCUGAGCUUGAGUCCAAGUUAAAGAGCAAGCCCAUCGUCAGCCAGCCAGAGACAAUAGAAACCACGGACAUCAGUGAGAGUCUCAGCGAGGAGGAGGAAACCAUCAGCGAGGAGCCUAGUGACUUCUUCACCUCAGAACCAGAGCGUCAAGUAUUCCAAAUGCCAAAGUCUAAAGCAGCGGCAAAAGCUAAAAGUCCACAGAAGCCACAGCAGCCACUCACGAGGAAAGAUGCACGUAAGCUGGUGAAUCACAAGCUGAAUCCACAUGGCUUCAACAUGAAGUCAAAAAGUAUUUCGGGCAUAUCGCUUAAGCGCGUCAGUGCCGAACUGGUGCAGCACAGGAACAACUUUCGACUGGAUAAUCCACAUUUCUAUGCGACACGUAAUCGCAUACGCAAAUUUGUGGAUAAACUCUGCUCCGCCAAGAUGCCACCAACUGCUCAGUUAAUGCUAAAACACAAGACGCCAAUACAACCAUCUGAUGAUGGAGGCAAAAGCCUCACGGGCACAACACAAAAUGACGAAGAUGGUGAUGAUGAUCUGGAAACUCCUGAUCGCACGUCAUCACAGGAGGAGGAUGAUCCGCUGGAGUUAUCGCCCACUAGCUCUAGUUCGCCACAGCAACGCCAACAGCAUCGCAACUUUAAGGCGCAGUUGGAGCAAAUGUUGGCAAAGCCCGCAGCUCGCGUUGUUUCCAAGACGGGCACAACGCAAGUGCAGCUACAUGCAGCCAGGCCAGUGCCGUUGCCACGCAAGCGCGUUAUGUUCAACACCAUGGGCAUUGACAAAAGUCUGAACGAUGAAGAUGAGGAAAUUAAAUGAGAUUAAAUAAAUGUAUAAAACAAAAACAAACGGAAAAAUUCGUUAUUUAAAAUCUAGUGCUGCCACCCGAACGCGUUUUGUUUUCGUUGGCAAUGCUGGCUAUAAGUGGCAACAAUUGCAUCGCUGUGCUAUCGAUAACAAUCUGUAAAAACACAUGCAUAUCGAUAUGCGAUGACGGCGAAUUCAUAUGGAGAUGCGGCGAAGUGUGGUUGCGCGAAAAAAUUUCUUGACGUCGCAAAAAUCUACAAUAACUUGCAAUAAAUGCUUUAAAACGCAAUUGAAGCGUACGCAAACCAGUGACAAACGCUGAACGUACAUGGCGUAACGGCUAAACUAUUGAAAUUCCUCGGGAGCAGCAAAAAACAGCGCUGUUAAGUGUACAAUAUUACCUGACGACCACACACACAAACACGCACACGCAUACACAAGCAUACACUCCUACACACACACACUGUCACAUACGCUCGUAUAUACACAGACGCACGCAGUUUCACUUGGCCUCCCUCCCUCCCUUGAGCCACCCAAUCGCAUCGAUGAAAUAACAUACAUAACGCGUAUACCGAAAAUACAUAAGCUUGCUUGGCUGAAAUAACGGAGAAGCAAAAAGCACAAAAAGAAAAAAACGCAGGUAAA
This is a messenger RNA of Drosophila albomicans, 3008 nucleotides long. RefSeq names its product cilium assembly protein DZIP1L (gene DZIP1). Gene Ontology annotation, cellular component: cytoplasm; ciliary basal body. The record is from RefSeq and is a predicted model, not a curated record. NCBI's taxonomy places the organism in Eukaryota, Metazoa, Arthropoda, Insecta, Diptera, Drosophilidae. The coding region runs from base 105 to 2375 and encodes 756 amino acids. The transcript has 5 exons. Gene Ontology annotation, biological process: cilium assembly.